Messenger RNA from Pristis pectinata (smalltooth sawfish), 2861 nucleotides. It is a transcript of the gene rhogd, whose product is annotated as ras homolog gene family, member Gd. Lineage: Eukaryota; Metazoa; Chordata; Chondrichthyes; Rhinopristiformes; Pristidae. The record is from RefSeq and is a predicted model, not a curated record. Gene Ontology annotation, cellular component: plasma membrane; cell projection; cell cortex. The transcript has 2 exons. The coding region runs from base 173 to 748 and encodes 191 amino acids. Gene Ontology annotation, biological process: actin filament organization; small GTPase-mediated signal transduction; regulation of cell shape. Gene Ontology annotation, molecular function: GTPase activity; protein kinase binding; GTP binding.
GGUAAGUGCCGUUGGGGUCGGGGCUUUCGGAGGCCUCGGAGCGGGCUGGUCCGGUCAGCCGCCCGUCGGGCUUCCGCUCCUCGACGAAGGCCGACUCCCGAUGCCUGCGUUGGGUAUGAUGCUCAGCCGGUACGGAGCGAGUGAAGAGUGUGACCUUCAUACUGUAUGAAUAAUGCAGACUAUAAAAUGCGUGGUUGUUGGAGAUGGCGCAGUUGGGAAGACCUGCCUUCUCAUUAGUUACACAACAAAUGCUUUUCCUGCAGAAUAUGUUCCCACUGUAUUUGACAACUAUAGUGCACAGAUGACUGUUGAUGGACGAACUGUAAGCCUGAACCUUUGGGAUACAGCAGGGCAAGAAGAGUAUGACCGUCUUCGCACUCUAUCGUACCCACAGAGUAAUGUCUUCAUCAUCUGUUUCUCUGUUGCUAGCCCUUCUUCCUUUGCCAAUGUUCGCCAUAAAUGGCAACCAGAAGUUUUGCACCACUGUCCAAAUGUCCCCAUUCUUUUGGUUGGUACGAAGAAGGAUUUAAGGAAUGAUUCUGAAACCAUAAAAAAGCUCAAGGAGCAAAGCCUUUCCCCGACGACAAUGCACCAGGGAGUGACCUUGGCUAAACAGAUUAGAGCGGUCAAAUACCUGGAAUGUUCAGCACUCAAUCAGGAGGGCAUCAGAGAGGUGUUCGUGGAGGCCGUGAGAGCAGUCCUUUAUCCCCACAGAAAAAAGAAAAGCAAAAAUUGUGUACUUUUGUAGCCUGAACACAUGAACAUCUUGGUUGCACAUAGAUUGGAAGCCAUGGAUCAGCUGCGCUUCGGAUUGCAUUGUGGUGUAACGCAAGGAUCUUGCACAAAACAAGUUUGUAUGACUGAAACUGGAAAUUGUUGAAAUGCUGCUUUUUUGGCUGGGUGUUAUUUUUACAGAAAUGCAGGCCCUUAAUGAGAUUUAUUCUGAUAUAAUGGCACUGGACUUUCUAGCUUGCAAUUAAAUGCUUGAUUGUUCCUGAGCUGAGCUAAACCGAUUGCCUUUUAACAGCCACUUUAAAGAUCUUUUUAAGCAUCUUAAUCCUGAUAAAUUAAUAGCUUUACUCACAACUGGCUUUUUUUGGAGAUGUAACUGUUUGUUAACAGCAAACAUGUUCUAGUCACUUUUUAAACAAAUGGCCAUGGCUUUUUCUCCAUUGCUCAGGUUUCAAAUUGCUAAUACUGGCUUUCACAACUGUUUAACUUUUUGGUUAAUAAGCAGUACAUCUUUCACACAUUGGCACUAAUCUAAAAUGUAUAAAUUAUCAUGAGCGUAGAUUUCAAUGCAAAAUCCUGGACUAGUACCUACAACAAUUUAUUGCUAUAUUAAUGAAACACAGUCCUUGCUGAAUGCAUUGGCACUGUAAAAAGACUUGGUGAAACACCUGCUGCACAGUAGGCAAAAAGCAACAACGUUUAAAUGUCAAAUUUAAAAUGGGUGGUGGAGAUCACUGAAAUUAUGAAAUCAUGGUAUUUAAAUUCCAUAAAACUAGCCUCAUGUUCCAACUGCAUUUUGGUACAAAAAUAUUUGUGGUAAAGUUCACUGGGUGUUGUAGUUUUUAUAUCAAGAAUUUUCAGUUAGUGACCAGUUUUCCUUAACAUAUACAGCUCCAAUCACCAAAAAAAAUUAAAUUUGAACAAUUCAUUGUUUUUACACUGCACAACUGCAAGGUCUGAUGUGGUACGAAUUCUAGAAUCAACUUGCUGCAGUGUGAAUUUGUAGGUAUUUAAGCCCAUUGCAGAUGGUACUGACAUAGGAUGAAAGGGAAAUGAGAAAUUACUGACAUUUGCUAAUGUGUAGAAGAUGGCUAAUAUGAAUUGUCUUGGAUCAAGGUCUGAAUAGUUUGUAUUGCAUCACCUCCAUGUAUAGUGGUACAUUUGGUGCACAGUUCUUGUUCUUUGAGAUAAACUCAGAUGUGACUAAAUACUGACAGCAACUCGUAAUUCUAUUUUGUUUACAACAUCCAAUCCCAAUCAAUACAGUCCACCUCAUUUCCCAAGAAAUAAAUCAUCACAUUAAAUAACAUUUCAAUCUGGUAGUUGUGAAACAGUGACACUUAAUUCAAUCAAUAGAAACAGAAUUUUGGUUCAAGGAACAUUUCUUGUGUUGAAGGAUUCUUUGGUCUGUGGGAUAAACAAAGGCUACCCUGUUGGCAUCAUUUCGCAGAAAGAGUUGACCAGAAGUGAGCCAAUCUGAUGGAUCAGUGUAGUUAACUUAGCUGUCUGACUUUAUUUUUUUUUGGGGGGGGGGGGUGGGGGAUUUGUGGUGUGAGACAUGCACAAUAAAGGCAAGAACAUGCUGGAAAGGAAAAAUGGCUUUCAUAUCGAGUUUGCCAAAUAAAGACUGAGAAGGCUGUUUGUUCCAAAGACAUUUAAAACUCUAACCUUUCAUUAGAUAUAUCAUUGAAAUUGCUUUACACAUUUAAAAUAAAAACUUGUCCCAUAUCCUACUGUAGAGGAAAUGUAUUUUUUAGUACAGUAUUGAAAGAGCCUGUAUUAGAUUCUCAUUUCAAAAUGGCUCAGUCCUGUGUUUUACACUGCUGUGUAUUUGGGAUCCAAUAACUGACCUUUGCCAUUGUUAUUGAUACAGUGAUAGCUGUGAAGCAGACGCAAAGAAAAAUGUUGCCAGUCAGAGAGAGUAGGAUUGAGAAAUAUAAAAAUCCUUUUUUGGUUUUGUCAUUAUCAUGCUUUUCACUAUGCUGUAACCAUGGUGGGUAAUGCUAUUACUAUGCACUAGAAACCGGAGUUGUGUUUUUAGAAUUUAAAAAAAAGGUAAAUUAGGACUGCAUUGUUUUGAAAUGAUUUAUAAAAAUUGUACUGCUGAAAUAAAAUUUAAUUUUCAUUCA